GGCAGGGCCCUCGGGCCUCCACAGGUAGCCGGCCCUUCUGCCAUCCCACUCCCCGUAAGGUGCCCAACGGUCCCGGAGCCCGGACCUCGCGCCAUCCGGCGCUGGCUCCGCGUCGUUCCUGAUCUAAAGGAGGCUGCUGCCAUGACCGGGCAUUCUUCUGAGUUUGGGAAGGAGAAAAGGAGCUCUGCAAUAUUCCCGGACUUGAUGUAAUCAGCACAAUGUCAUCAGAAAACAAGAACGUCUGGAGGACUUCACCAUCGACAGCAGCAGCAGCAGCGAUGCAGCAGGUACUGGACAACCUCACCGAGCUGCCCUCGUCUACAGGGGCGGGAGAAAUAGACCUCAUCUUCCUCAAGGGCAUCAUGGAGAACCCGAUCGUGAAAUCCCUCGCAAAGGCUCACGAGAGACUCGAAGAUUCUAAACUUGAAGCUGUCAGUGAUAAUAACUUGGAACUAGUGAAUGAAAUUCUUGAAGACAUCAGCCCGUUAAUAAACGUAGAUGAAAAUGUUGCAGAGCUGGUCAGCAUUCUCAAGGAGCCUCACUUUCAGUCUCUCUUAGAGGCCCAUGACAUCGUGGCAUCCAAGUGUUAUGACUCGCCCCCAUCGAGCCCGGAAAUGAAUCACUCCUCGGUGAACAAUCAGCUGCUGCCGGUGGACGCCAUUCGUAUCCUCGGGAUCCACAAGAAAGCGGGCGAGCCCUUGGGGGUGACGUUCAGGGUCGAAAACAACGACCUGGUGAUCGCCCGGAUCCUUCACGGGGGCAUGAUCGACCGGCAGGGGCUCCUCCACGUCGGGGACGUCAUCAAGGAGGUCAACGGCCACGAGGUCGGCAGCAACCCCAAGGAGCUGCAGGAGCUGCUGAGGAGCAUCAGCGGCAGCGUCACCCUGAAGAUCCUGCCCAGCUACAGGGACACCGUCGCCCCUCAGCAGGUGUUCGUGAAAUGCCACUUUGACUACGACCCCUACAACGACAACCUGAUUCCCUGCAAGGAGGCGGGACUGAAGUUCUCAAAAGGAGAGAUCCUUCAGAUCGUCAACCGUGAGGACCCGAACUGGUGGCAGGCUAACCACGUGAAGGAGGGAGGAAGCGCCGGCCUCAUCCCCAGCCAGUUCCUGGAGGAGAAGAGGAAGGCGUUUGUGAGGAGAGACUGGGACAACCCGGGGCCUUUUUGUGGAACCAUAAGCAGCAAAAAAAAGAAGAAGAUGAUGUACCUGACCACCCGCAAUGCAGAAUUUGACCGACACGAAAUCCAGAUAUACGAGGAAGUGGCCAAGAUGCCGCCUUUUCAGAGGAAGACCUUGGUCUUGAUCGGGGCCCAGGGGGUUGGCCGGAGGAGCUUGAAGAACAGGUUCAUCGUGCUGAAUCCCACCAGGUUUGGGACCACGGUGCCGUUCACCUCGCGGAAGCCGAGGGAGGACGAGAAAGACGGCCAGGCCUACAAGUUCGUGUCGCGCGCUGAGAUGGAGGCGGACAUCAAGGCCGGGAGGUACCUGGAGCACGGGGAAUACGAGGGCAACCUCUACGGCACCAGGAUAGACUCCAUCUUGGAGGUGGCCCAGACCGGGAGGACGUGCAUCCUGGAUGUGAACCCGCAGGCUCUGAAAGUGUUGAGGACGUCCGAGUUCAUGCCCUACGUGGUGUUCAUCGCGGCUCCCGAACUGGAGACUCUGCGCGCUAUGCACAAGGCCGUGGUGGACGCUGGGAUCACCACCAAGCUGCUGACGGACACGAACCUGAAGAAGACGGUGGAUGAGAGCGCCCGCAUCCACAGAGCCUACAACCACUACUUCGAUCUGAUCAUCGUCAACGACAACCUGGACAAGGCCUUCGAGAAGCUGCAGUCGGCCAUCGAGAGACUGCGGGCCGAGCCGCAGUGGGUCCCCAUCAGCUGGGUGUACUGACGGGCCCUUUGCGCAGAAGAGACAAAAUGGAACCUUUCCAAGUAAACGUUUGUCUAAGAAACGUGUGCGGCGCUAGACGGUCCCGGCCAAGUCGAGGCGUUUUUACUCGGUAGACUGAAAUAUUAGGACACGACUCGGAAUUUUUAUAGAAAAUGUGGAAGGGGAAGUGGACUUAAAUAUGUAAUUUAUCUUAAUUUUUCUAACUUUUUACAGAUAAUCUUUCUAUUCAUAUCACAGAGAGAAAUGCGUUGAAGCAUUUUGUAUAUGUUUUGAUUUAACAUUUUUGCCUUUUUCAUCCGAGUUUUCCGAUCAUUCACUUUAACAGUGCAUUUUGGUCUCCUAUUUUCACUGUGAUAAUGGAUACUUGAAGCAGUUUUUGUAAAACCCUCAUUAUGGUUCUGUUGCCAGCUAUUCUUAUUAAGGGAAAACACUAAUUAUGAACUGUCAUCUAAUUUAAUUUCUUCUGAGAGCAGAAUGUCAGUAAUCAGUGCCAUAACCAGCAUCCCAUCACCUUACUCCGUGUCUGCUUUCUGCUCUCCUGGAGGUCGGUGCGGUUGCUCAUUGUACUUUACACAGACAGUAGGUCCCCUUCACGUUGGUUUUAGGGGGAAAUGCAGCGCGAGAAGGGGCCUCCCCUCCGAGGCUGUUCGUGUGAGCCGUUUCCCAGCAUGCAUUGUGUGGGGGAGGGUGCGGCCGCUCCCCUGUAACUAGUACGGCGGGGCUGAGCGAGAAGGGGCGCCCCCGCAGAGACCCCGAGUCCGCGAGGGACGGGGGAGGGAGAGAGCGCCUUAGGAUUCGGGAAACAGAAACUUAGGUCAAAGUAUUUAUUUUCACUAGUGAAAAUUUCACUGAUAAGGAAAAAACCUUAAUUUAUAAAGCUUUUUAUUAUAAUAUGGUCAGCAGUUCUAUUUUACAGCUAUCGAUUCCUGUGAUAUUUAAAGAUUCUCUCGCUUUUCCAUUUUGAGGUGUUCGUGAGUGAACCUUGUGUUUUCUGAGACGUGACAUGAUAGGAUGUUCGUGCCGUGUUGUGCUGAGAACCCUACCCAUUGAGUAGCUUGUGAAAGGUGGAAGCUCUUGCUAAAUGCUCUAACUAGAUGUUAUUUAUACGGCGCGUCUCUGUUAAGAGAUGGGCUUUAGGUUUAUGACGGGCCGUAGGGUGGCCGCCUCCUUGUGCUCACUGACAUUAUCAUAUGCAGAUUUCUACAUUCCCAUUGGCUCGCACAUCAGUUCCGCCGCGUGCAGAUAAGCGGCCCGACGCUCUCCCGGGACGUCCGGCUCUGUCCCUUGCACAUCCCCGUGUCGGUCCUGAAUCUCCUGGAGUUGGAUGGUCUGGGGGCAGGGGAGGAGGCGACUCCUAACGAGUUCCCCCCAGGAGACUUGCAGUGAUUGCCUUAGGCUUUCAAGGCCUGAUUCGUACACAGGGUCGCUCGCUUAGUCCCAUUAAGACGGCCCCAUGCGCCGUGCUGUCCCAGAGCCGACCCUGGGGUGUGGAGCUGUGACCCAGGUCCCUCUUCUUAGUCUUAGGAUAGGUAUUCCGCAUCCCUGAGAAAACCUUCUCCAGAACAGUCACAGUGUUUAAUCAGGAUCCAUUUGCAUCAGUUUCUUGUCUUCCCAUCACAACAUGAAUCAAGGGACCUGCUUAGAGGUAACUCUCGGUGAUUUUAGGGUUUCUGUGUUUGAGCUCGGCCCCUUCCAGGGCACAGAAGGGAGCCCGGAGUGUGUCCCCCCUCGGGGACCGUGGGGGCCUCCUGGGGACGGCGGGCUGGUGGGGCAGGGUCUGCCUCCUGUCCUGGUGGUCUGUACCACGUGUCCUAAAAAGGAGCCUGGGAGGAAGGCCGGGCCUCUCAACGCUAGAUGGGCCUGAAUCCUGACUUCACCAAGAAAGGGACUUGGAAUGGUUUCGUACGCUCGGCUUCCUUUGCGCUCAGGUGUCCUAAUCGGGGAUGGAAAGUGCCGAAGUGUGGAUCUGAUAGAAGGGCCACGAGGAGGGGGCUAAAGGGAAGCCCUGAGGGCCGGCCCACCCCUGCCACUCAGCCCCUGGGUGAUUUGGGCUGUGCCCGCAUGUAAAAUAAGGCUCCUCUAGACCCAAACCCUUGGUCCCAGGGCACGUCUUUAGGGUACUCUAAGAGCCAGCCUUCUGGGAAAAGUGAACCGGACCUUGGUUUCCUUUCCCUUCUCUAGGCUUGCCCAGCCGCCUGCGGCCCAUUGCUCGCAGCAGGGAGCUCCUAGCUGGCGGCCCCCUGACGAGCAGGGUAGACCCAGGGGGUGGCCUUUGGCCCUGGCGUUGGAGCCCGCCGCUGGGGUUGCAGAUCCAGCUGGUUCUGGAACUGGGGACACGUGCGAUGUGGCUUUGGGAGGUAUGGGGAGCUCUGAUGACGAGGGAACGGUCUGAAGCGAUUCCAAAUGCUCGGCCGCUUUGGUGGGGGACCAGAAGCUGCCGUAACUGGAAGGAGUCAUUGAGAUCGAGGAUCAUGUCUUAGAAUCUCCCUCAGAGAGGCAGGAGUGUGACUGUCGAGUUUCUAUUAAGUAGGAAACAGAACUUGAACAAUCGUCUGAAAUCUGUGAACAGCCCUGAAGAUGAUUUUCCUUGGGGGGGGGGGGAGGGUGCGGGGAGGGGGGCGUGCUGCCGGCCCCUAGAAGGGGCUUCCUCCGGCAGCUCCCCCGGGGCCUUCAUUGUCACGUGAUAAGUUCUGCACCAAGCUUUGCUCGCCCCCAAAAUAGCAAUAGUAUCACUGGCCCCGUGCAGCCAUCGGGGCGGGGACUGACCCAGGCCCCACAGGGCGUUGCUUUUCAUGGCAGCUGCCUUGGAAAUCUGAAGGCCCCGGGUCCCCCUGGCGCUCAGGGUCUGGGCCAGGCCCGUCCCUCUGGGCCCCUUUGGCUGCAGCGGCGGCGUCUGGAGCAGUGGGAGGCGUCCCCUCCCCGAAGCCCGUGACGCGGCAGGCCAGCCAGGAGCCAGAGCCCGGCCGCCGCGGCUGGGGGAGAGGGGACGGCCGGGCUCGGGCACACUUGUCCCUGAUGAGGCUCUGCAGGCUGGAGACCCUGCGUCAUCUCGCCUUUGGUUUGGCCCGUCGGGAGUGGCCGUUGUGGGCGCUGAGCUCCCAAAGGGAGGUGGGGAGGAGCCCCUGGGGUUCCUGGGGGUGCCCGCUCGCCAUCGAGGCGCUGCCCUUCUCUGCCCACCCGAGUUUCCUCUUCCAGCCGGGGCCCCAGGUUGGAUGAGACAUUCUGCCCCCUCCCCCAUCUCCCGGGUCCCCGGGCUGGGCUCCUUCUAGCUGGGAAGGUGAGGCUCGUGGAAGGUGAGGCUCGUGGCCCCUGUAGCUCGGCUGCCUCCCUCCCCCCCCAUGCCGCUCUCCUGCUCUCGACCGAGACCACCCGUGAGAAGUGAGUCCUGAUAGGUUUGGGGAUCGAAUCCUGGGUCUCCUGUGAUCAGAUCGAGUCCGUCAGGUUAUGUGAGACUCUAAUAUUCCCCUUCCUCCUUCUCUAAAAGAGGAUUGCAUAAUCCUCAGAGAAAUGAAAGGAAGCCCCCCUAGAUUUGGGCUUGGCGCCCCCGGUCUCUCUCCUGGGGCCGAUUCCUCCACCUCGAGGUCCUUCUGCGACCCCUUUCCAGGCCCGGGAAUCGGUGCCUGGUGCACAUACCCUUUGGAGGCCCCUGGCAACCCCAAAGAUGCCGCCUUGGAGCCGCCGUCUGGCCCUCCUGGAGCCAAAGCCCGAGGCCUGCGAGGAAGGACUCCUGUCUGUGUGUGAGAAACUCAGGGUCAGUCUAAGGAGCAGGAUCUCUCGUGGUGCAGCCGCAGAGACCCCCGGGGGGGUCCAGGGGAAAGCAGCUUGGCGUUCGGGGUCAGAUUGUAACAAAUAGAUGUAAAGGCGCGGGCGGCUGGCACUUUUGUUUUGUUGUUUUUGAAGAAAUUUAGGUUAUUAGAUAUGGGGGAGGGGGUCAGAGCGCAAGUCACGCCCUCCCUCCAAGGUCAGAGCUGGUUUCUGAGUGUUUACCUCACGGUGGUGAUCGCGCACCACAUUCUCUAUACCUCUAAGGAGCUGGCGUCCCCCACCACUGGCUCUCCCGGCCCCAAGGCCCGGCACGGGCGGGGUCUCGGUUCCACAGUAGCCAGCUUUGUUCCUUCCCUUUUCCCUGCCUCCCAGUUCCUGCUCAUGAAAACAUCCACAGGUGACAUUCAAGGUGCUCAUGAACAGCAAGAUGAACGACUCGGGUUCCGCCAGGGCUGUGAGGGGGGCUUGGAGGAGUCGGGGAGAUAGUGUCAAAAUGCGCACCGGCCCGCGGCCUUUCGGCCCCCGGAGGUCUAGCGGGGCCGUGGCGGGCCCUGCAGCUGGUGGCCGGACGGCGCGGCCGCUCCCCCCCUCAGCAGGAGCCCCAUCCCAGAGAAACUUCACUCAGACAGUAGCUUAGUUGCAUGUUUCUACUUUAAUCACAAAAACAGGGAGCAAUAACUAAAGGUCCCAAAUCCUCAGUACUAAGAUCAGUUACCGAUUGUUACCAAAUGCCGAGGUGCUUUUAUCAUUUCAUUUUUCAAAAGAACGAGAAUUGAAACAGAAGGUACAGUCUUCUAAGUAGAAAAAUUUCCUGCUUCAGAACUUGAGGUUCACCUGGUCCUGGGGAGGAUUUAGGCUGGAAGGGACCUUAAGGGACAUCAUUUCAUUUUACAAGAAGGUAGUAAAAUAAUAAUAAUAAUAAUAAUAAUAAUAAUAACCAAAAUGCCCUGAAUCCAGUAGAAACUUAAGUGGCAGACUUGGAAUAAUUGCAAGUCCACUUGCAAAGAGUCCAAAAAACCUAGACUUAAAGUCUCCGUCUAUUUUCCCUCCUCCACACAUGCAAAAAAAGGUGAUCCCCCUUCCCCCCCUCCCCCCCCCCAGCAAAUGUUUCUUUAAGGUAGUAUGAAAAAACUGGCCCCGAUUCCCUUUUUCAAAGGGGCAGCACCUGAAACUUGGGGGGGUUUCUUCCUGGCAUUUCUUUUCCUCUGUGGUUCUACAUGGGACAUUAAAAUGCAUGGUUUUUAGGAUCAGCUUUUGCACAUGUGCAGAAGAGCAGUUUGAAAAGCUGAGGGCAGAAAGCUCGGCGGCUGCAAGCUUGAACCCGCGCCGGACCCUGGCUCCGUACGUUCCUAAAGCCCAUUGCUGCUACUUCCCGGGCUGUCCCGGCCACCACAGCUCCCCGAGAGGGACGCGCGCCCUGAGGCUGGCUCCGCCCCAUCUUCCCCAGGCCCCCCACGUGUUCAUGUCUUGCUCAUGUAUUGUCCAUGAUGCCAAUUACCGAAAUGUACAAAGUCGGAGAUUUACCUAUUCCCAAUGAAAUAUUUUUGUAUAUAUAAAGAAAUAAAGACUUAUUAUUGGAA
Molecule: messenger RNA, 7246 nt
Organism: Antechinus flavipes (yellow-footed antechinus)
Lineage: Eukaryota; Metazoa; Chordata; Mammalia; Dasyuromorphia; Dasyuridae
Gene: PALS2
Product: protein associated with LIN7 2, MAGUK p55 family member
Exons: 13
Coding region: 219-1901 (560 amino acids)
Cellular component (GO): cell-cell junction; plasma membrane
Molecular function (GO): protein binding
Source: RefSeq, a predicted model, not a curated record